UAGCGCUCACUGCAAACAAAUGAAAAUGAAUACUUUAAAAAUAAAAACUAAACUAAUAGAAGAGUUCAGCAGAGUAUUGGGAUACAAGAUAAACAUACAAAAAUCAGCUGGAUUCCUCUACACCAACAAAAAGAACAUCGAAGAGGGAAUCACCAAAUCAAUGCCAUUUACAGUAGCCCCCAAGAAGAUAAAAUACUUAGGAAUAAAUCUUACCAGAGAUGUAAAAGACUUAUACAAAGAAAACUACAGUACACUUCUGCAAGAAACCAAAAGACACUUACAUAAGUGGAAGAACAUACCUUGCUCAUGGAUAGGAAGACUUAACAUUAUAAAAAUGUCUAUUCUACCAAAAGCGAUCUACACAUUUAAUGCAAUUCCGAUCCAAAUCCCAACGACAUUCUUUAAUGAGAUGGAGAAACAAAUCACCAAUUUCAUAUGGAGGGGAAAGAGGCCCCGGAUAAAUAAGGCAUUACUGAAAAAGAAGAACAAAGUGCGAGGCCUUACUUUCCCUGAUUUUAGAACCUAUUAUACCGCCACAGUAGUCAAAACAGCCUGGUACUGGUACAACAGAUAUGUAGACCAAUGGAACAGAAUUGAGAAUCCAGACAUAAAUCCAUCCACAUAUGAGCAGUUUAUAUUUGACAAAGGCCCCAAAACAGUUAAAUGGGGAAAAGACAGUCUUUUUAACAAGUGGUGCUGGCAUAACUGGACAUCCAUCUGCAAAAAAAAUGAAACAAGACCCCUACCUCACUCCAUGCACAAAAACUAACUCAAAACGGAUCAAAGACCUAAAUAUAAAAUCUAAAAUGAUAAAGAUCAUGGAAGAAAAAAUAGGGACAACAUUAGGAGCCCUAACACAUGGCAUAAACAGUCUAUAAAACAUUAUAGAGAAUGUAGAAGAAAACCUAGAUAACUGGGAGCUCCUAAAAAUCAAACACCUGUGCUCAUCCAAAGACUUCACCAAAAGAGUAAAAAGACUACCUACAGACUGGGAAAAAGUUUUUCGCUAUGACAUUUCUGAUCAGUGCCUGAUCUCUAAAAUCUACAUGAUACUGCAAAAACUCAACUGCAAAAAGACAAAUAACCCAAUUAAAAACUGGGCAAAAGAUAUGAAUAGACACUUCACUAAAGAAGACAUUCGGGUAGCUAACAGAUAUAUGAGGAAAUGUUCAUGAUCAUUAGCCAUUAGAGAAAUGCAGAUCAAAACUACAAUGAGAUUCCAUCUCACUCCAGCAAGGCUGGCAUUCAUCCAAAAAAACACAAAAGAAUAAAUGUUGGAGAGGCUGUGGAGAGGUUGGAACACUUCUACACUGCUGGUGGGAAUGUCAAAUGGUACAACCACUUUGGAAAUCGAUUUGGUGCUUCCUUAAAAAGCUAGAAAUAGAACUACCAUACGAUCCAGCAACCCCACUCCUUGGAAUAUAUCCUAGAGAAAUAAGAGCCUUUACACGAACAGAUACAUGCACACCCGUGUUUAUUGCAGCACUGUUUACAGUAGCAAAAAGAUGGAAGCAACCAAGGUGCCCAUCAACAGACAAAUGAAUAAAUAAAUUAUGGUAUAUUCACACGAUGGAAUACUACGUAUCGGUAAAGAAAGGCGAGGAAUCUGUGAAACAUUUCACAACAUGGAGGAACCUGGAAGGCAUUAUGCUGAGUGAAAUUAGUUGCAAAAGGACAAAUAUUGUAUAAGACCACUGUUGUAAGAACUUGAGAAAUAGUUUAAACUGAGAAGAAAACAUUCUUUUGUGGUUACAAGAGGUGUAUUCACUAAUUAGAUAGUACAUAAGAACUACAUUAGGUGAAGGGAAAGACAGCACACAAUAUAGGGGAGGUUAACACAAUUGGGCUAAACCAAAAGCAAAGAAGUUUCCUGAAUAAACUGAGUGCUUUGAAGGCCAGCGUAGCAGGGGAGGUGGUCUGGGGGCCAUGGUUUCAGGGGACAUCUAAGUCAAUAGGCAUAAUAAAAUCUAUUAAGAAAACAUUCUGCAUCCCACUUUGAAGAGUGGCGUUUGGGGUCUUAAACGCUAGCAAGCAGCCAUUUAAGAUGCAUCAAUUGGUCUCAACCCACUUGGAUCAAAGGAGAAUGAAGAACACCAAGGACACAAGGUGAUUACAAGCCCAAGAGACAGAAAGAGCCACAUGAACCAGCGACUACAUCAUCCUGAGACCAGAAGAACUAGAUGGUACUUGGCUAUAACCGAUGACUGCCCUGACAGGGAACACAACAGAGAACCCCUGAGGGAACAGGAGAGCAGUGGGAUGCAGACCCCAAAUUCUCAUAAAAAGACCAGACUUAAUGGUCUGACUGAGACUAGAAGGACCCCGGUGGUCAUGGCCCCCAGAGCUCCUGUUGCCCCAGGACAGGAACCAUUCCCGAAGCCAACUCUUCAGACAUGGAUUGGACUGGACAAUGGGUUGGAGAGGGAUGGUGGUGAGGAGUGAGCUUCUUGGAUCAGGUGGACAGUUGAGACUAUGUUGGCAUCUUCUGCCUGGAGGGGAGAUGAAAGGGUAGAGGGGGUUAGAAGCUGGCGAAAUGGACACAAAAAGAGAGAGUGGACGGAGAAAGCAGGCUGUCUCAUGAAGGGAUCAGAAUCAAGCUUUGCGGCUCUGUCUGGGGAGCACUAGUGUCGGAGGGCAGUAUGGAGCCAUCUCUGCCCUCAGCAUCAACAACGACUGCUCCAGACUUCUUUGUGGUUUUGCCAAAGGACAGAUCACCAUGUGGGAUUUAGCCAGUGGAAAACUUCUGAGAUCAAUAACAGAUGCACACCCUCCGGGAACAGCAAUCCUACAUAUCAAGUUUACAGAUGACCCAACGCUUGCCAUCUGCAACGACAGCGGAGGCUCUGUGUUUGAAUUGACAUUUAAGAGAGUGAUGGGAGUGAGAACAUGUGAAUCCCGAUGUCUGUUUAGUGGUUCCAAGGGUGAAGUUUGCUGCAUUGAGCCUCUACAUUCUAAGCCCGAGUUGAAGGAUCAUCCCAUCACCCAGUUUUCGUUACUGGCCAUGGCGUCCCUAACAAAGAUUCUGGUCAUUGGAUUGAAACCAUCCUUGAAAGUAUGGAUGACUUUUCCCUAUGGACGGAUGGAUCCUUCCAGUGUUCCGUUGCUGGCCUGGCACUUUGUGGCCGUGCAUAACUACGUGAACCCCAUGCUGGCCUUCUGCAGAGGAGAUGUGGUUCACUUUCUGUUGGUUAAGCGAGAUGAAUCUGGAGCAAUACACGUUACUAAGCAAAAACAUCUUCACUUAUGCUAUGACCUUAUCAACUUUACUUGGAUAAACUCGCGCACAGUUGUGCUGUUGGACAGUGUAGAGAAGUUGCACGUGAUUGAUCGCCAAACUCAAGAGGAAUUAGAAACAGUGGAGAUCUCAGAAGUCCAGUUGGUCUACAACAGCAGCCACUUCAAGUCCUUAGCCACUGGAGGAAAUGUCAGCCAGGCGCUGGCUUUGGUUGGAGAGAAGGCUUGUUAUCAAUCCAUCAGUAGCUAUGGUGGUCAGAUCUUUUAUUUGGGGACAAAAUCUGUUUAUGUGAUGGUGCUGAGGAGCUGGAGAGAGAGAGUGGAUCAUCUCCUGAAACAAGACUGCCUCCCAGAAGCCUUGGCGCUCGCGUGGUCUUUCCAUGAAGGAAAAGCAAAAGCAGUAGUGGGAUUAUCCGGGGAUGCCAGUAAGCGAAAGGCUGUUGUUGCCGAUCGGAUGGUAGAAAUCCUAUUCCAUUAUGCAGACCGAGCUCUGAAGAAAUGCCCAGAGCAGGGCAAGAUCCAAGUGAUGGAGCAGCAUUUUCAGGACACGGUGCCCGUCAUAGUCGAUUACUGCCUUCUGCUGCAGCGAAAGGAUCUUUUAUUUAGCCAGAUGUAUGACAAACUAAGUGAGAAUUCAGUGGCCAAAGGAGUGUUUUUGGAGUGCCUCGAGCCGUAUAUUUUAAGUGAUAAAUUGGUGGGGCUCACACCCCAGGUAAUGAAAGACUUGAUCGUUCAUUUCCAAGAUAAAAAGUUAAUGGAGAACCUGGAAGCCCUCAUCGUACAUAUGGAUAUCACCAGUCUUGAUAUUCAGCAGAUGGUUCUCAUGUGCUGGGAAAAUCGCCUGUAUGAUGCCAUGAUUUAUGUCUACAACAGAGGGAUGAACGAGUUUAUUCGUCCCAUGGAGAAACUUUUCAGAGUCAUCGCCCCUCCGCUGAAUGCAGGAAAGACCCUCACAGAUGAGCAAGUUGUUAUGGGCAACAAGCUUCUUGUAUAUAUUAGCUGUUGCCUAGCCGGUCGUGCUUAUCCCCUUGGUGACAUCCCUGAAGAUCUUGUUCCCUUGGUUAAAAACCAGGUUUUUGAAUUUCUAAUCCGUCUGCAUUCAGCAGAAGCUUCCCCUGAUGAAGAAAUCUAUCCCUAUGUUCGGACUUUGCUGCAUUUUGACACAAGAGAAUUUCUAAACGUUUUGGCACUGACCUUUGAAGAUUUUAAAAAUGACAAGCAAGCUGUAGAAUAUCAGCAGCGAAUUGUGGAUAUUUUGUUGAAGGUUAUGGUGGAGAACUCAGAUUUUACUCCCUCACAAGUAGGGUGUCUGUUUACGUUCCUUGCCCGCCAGCUUGCAAAACCUGACAAUACACUGUUUGUGAACAGAACCCUCUUUGACCAGGUCCUUGAAUUCCUCUGUAGCCCUGAUGAUGACUCCCGACACUCCGAAAGACAGCAGGUCCUCUUAGAACUGCUGCAGGCUGGAGGCAUAGUACAGUUUGAAGAGAGUCGGCUCGUGCACAUGGCAGAGAAAGCUGAGUUCUACCAAAUUUGUGAAUUUAUGUAUGAACGCGAACACCGGUAUGACAAAAUUAUUGAUUGCUACUUACGUGACCCACUGAGAGAGGAAGAAGUCUUUAAUUACAUUCACAAUAUCUUAUCCCUCCCUGGACAUACUGCAGAGGAGAAGCAGGCUGUAUGGCAGAAAGCAAUGGAUCAUAUUGAGGAACUUGUGUCCCUGAAACCCUGUAAAGCUGCAGAGCUGGUUGCUAUCCACUUUGCUGAACAGAUUGGAACAGUCAUUAAAAAAAUUCAGAACCAGAUUUUGCUUUUCAAAUUUUUGAGGCGCCUUCUCGACCCACGGGAAGGUAUUCAUAUAAAUCAGGAAUCACUGCAGAUAACUCCCAGCAUUACAGAGCAGUUCAUUGAGCUGUUGUGUCAGUUCAACCCAACCCAGGUUAUAGAGACUCUGCAAGUCCUUGAAUGCUACCGCCUAGAAGAAACCAUUCAGAUUACCCAAAAGUAUCAACUUCAUGAAGUCACUGCAUAUCUAUUGGAGAAAAAAGGAGAUAUUCAUGGUGCCUUCUUAAUAAUGCUAGAGAGACUACAAAGCAAAGUUCAGGAGAUAACACGUGAAGAUGAAAAUACAAAAAAAGAUCCCUCGUUGAAGGAUGUUGAAGACACCGUGGCAGAGACAAUAGCCCUUUGCCAGAGAAAUUCCCAUAAUCUGAGCCAGCAGCAGCGAGAGGCACUCUGGUUUCCAUUAUUGGAGGCAAUGAUGGCCCCUCAGAAGCUGUCCAGCUCAGCUGUACCUCACCCAUACUCUGAAGCUCUGAAAUCUUUGACCAUGCAAGUUCUAAACAGCAUGGCCACGUUUAUUUCCCUGCCAUCAAUCUUGCAAAGAAUCUUACAGGAUCCAGUUUAUGGAAAAGGAAAACUUGGAGAAAUCCAGGGACUUAUACUGGGAAUGUUGGAUACCUUUAACUAUGAACAGACCCUGCUGGAAACAACCACUAGCCUUCUGAACCAAGAUCUUCAUUGGUCAUUGUGUAACCUGAGAGCUUCGGUCACCAGAGGGCUGAAUCCCAAACAGGAUUACUGCUCGGUGUGUCUGCAGCAGUACAAGAGACGCCAGGAAAUGGCGGAUGAAAUUAUCGUCUUUAGCUGUGGCCAUCUGUAUCAUGCAUUCUGUCUGCAAAACAAAGAGUGCACCAUAGAAAUCGAGGGCCGAACAAGAUGGACGUGCUACAAAUGCAGCUCAAGCAACAAAGUGGGAAAACUAAGUGAAAAUUCAUCAGAAAUUAAGAAGGGAAGGAUAACCCCAUCGCAGGUAAAAACGUCUCCAUCCUAUCAUCCAUCCAAAGGGGACCAUGUGGCCAAGGCAACCUCAGAACCGCUUCUGGAUCCCCAGCAAAUCCAAGCCUUUGAUCAGCUUUGCCGCCUCUACCGAGGAAGUUCCCGGCUGGCCCUCCUGACAGAGCUCUCCCAGAACCGCAGCAGCGAGACCUACAGGCCCUUCAGUGGCUCCCAGAGUGGCCCUGCUUUCAACAGCGUCUUUCAGAAUGAGAACUUCCAGCUGCACCUCAUUCCCCCUCCCGUGACCGAGGACUGAGCCACCCUUGGGCCUGGCCCUGCGGACCCACGAUGACCCCGAGGCAGCCAGGGGCUCCUCUGUGACCCCAGCACCUCCCACCUAAGCAGAGUUCUGAGCUGGGCUCCUGUGCCUGGCGCUCUCCGCCCCACUGUUCGCUGUGCAGACGCUGCCUCUUCCAUCAGUUCACCAGGCUGGCUGACUUUGUUCUGCUCGCUAAGCAAAACGAGUGUCACAACCUCCAGGCAGCCUUCCAGGAGAUGCAUUUUUACCUAUUGGCACUUAUUUUUCUGUUGCCCCUGAAGCCUGGUGAGUUGGUGGUGCCUGUGCAGGUGACACUCUGGGGCCUGUCACACUCCGUCUUCCCAGCUGUCAGAAGCCCAGAGGGCUUCAGUGUCGGCUUCUGUGGAGGACAGGAGCAGUGGCCGGCCAGGCUGCAGUGGAACUCCACAACGGCAUUGGAGGGAGCAGAGAACCGCGCAGGCGGGGACAUGCUCUCUUCUGAUUUGUUUGUGACACCCCUGUGAGUGUAAGCCUUGGCCUUCCAAACAAUAAAUGCCUCUGUGUUCUAA
Messenger RNA from Loxodonta africana (African savanna elephant), 6879 nucleotides. It is a transcript of the gene VPS8, whose product is annotated as VPS8 subunit of CORVET complex. Gene Ontology annotation, cellular component: HOPS complex; late endosome; CORVET complex. Gene Ontology annotation, biological process: protein targeting to vacuole; endosomal vesicle fusion. The transcript has 41 exons. The record is from RefSeq and is a predicted model, not a curated record. NCBI's taxonomy places the organism in Eukaryota, Metazoa, Chordata, Mammalia, Proboscidea, Elephantidae. The coding region runs from base 2717 to 6328 and encodes 1203 amino acids. Gene Ontology annotation, molecular function: protein binding.